CCGCUCCGGCGCUUGCACGCCCCCUUGGCGGUUCCUCCUGUUGCAUCGCGCAAGCCGAGCGCCACUUGGAAAAAUUCUCCCGCUCACAAGCGAGCGCGCGAACACAUCGUGCUGCGGAGAGGGGUCCGCGUGGUCCCGCUCCCGCUCCCCGGCUCCCCCGCGCCCCCUGGGCAGCAGCCACGUUCGCCAGAAGCGCACGGCCCCGCGCGGCCGCGCCCCCUCCCACCCGGGCCGUGCGCUCCGGCUCCUUGGAGGAGGGGAGGCGGGAAAACCGUGCAAGCCGCGCCCACCGCCCUGCCCCCAGCCCCGCCACUCCCCGGCUGCUCCGGAGUCCUGCUCCUGCCGCGUCCUUCGGGGAGCAUCUAGGAGGGCACUCGUCUCGCAGGUGAGCAGCUGGCAGACGCCAUGGAGGUGGUGCUCAUCUUCCUGUGUGGCCUGCUGGCCCCCCAUCUGGUUCUGGCCAGUGCAGUUGAGCAGGAGAAGGAGAAGGACCCUUUCCACUAUGACUACCAGACUCUGAGGAUCGGGGGAUUGGUGUUCGCUGUCGUCCUUUUCUCUGUGGGGAUCCUGCUUAUCCUAAGUCGCAGGUGCAAGUGUGGUUUCAAUCAGAAGCCCAGGGACCCAGGAGAUGAGGAAGCGCAGGUGGAGACCCUCAUCACUGCCAAUGCCACGGAGCCCCAGAAGGCAGAGAACUGAGGUGCAGCCCCCAGGCAGGGAGCCUCUGCCACCUGCAGGUGGCUGCCCGGACCUUGAUGUGGAUGCUCCAGAGAAACAACCACUUGGGUAGCAGACCGUCCCCAAAGGAGAAGCUGAGAACUCGUGUGUGCCCUGCUCCCUGCCCACUCCCACAUCUGCAUAACGAUGCUGCCUCUGCCGGCCUCCUGACCUGUCCUCUCCCGUGACGUGUCCGUGUGUCUGUGUGUGUUUGCUCACUGUGGUCUCGUAGCUGCUUGUUUGUGGGUGAUGCUGUGUUUGUGAACUGUGCACACACUCACUUCCAUGGGGCAGGAGCUGGGCCAUGGCACCAUCGGCUCCUCUGCAGCUCCCAGUACCCUUCACUCUUCCCAGUCUGUCCCUUGCCACCCCCCCCCAGUACAGCCCUCAUCUUAAUUCAGGGCUGAAAGGGGUGAGGCCAGAGCUGGAGCACGGGCAGGAGGCCCCCAGCUGUCAUGGAUGCAAGGAAGGCUUGGUCUCACUGUCACUCUUCCUGAUCCUCUACUCCCUCUGGAGCCCCUCAUUCCUGUACCCCACCCUGCCACCAGGUCUGUGAUGAAGGACACUCAGAGG
This is a messenger RNA of Ochotona princeps (American pika), 1287 nucleotides long. It is a transcript of the gene FXYD6, whose product is annotated as FXYD domain containing ion transport regulator 6. The coding region runs from base 406 to 696 and encodes 96 amino acids. Gene Ontology annotation, biological process: regulation of sodium ion transmembrane transporter activity. Gene Ontology annotation, molecular function: sodium channel regulator activity. The transcript is spliced from 8 exons. The record is from RefSeq and is a predicted model, not a curated record. Gene Ontology annotation, cellular component: membrane. Lineage: Eukaryota; Metazoa; Chordata; Mammalia; Lagomorpha; Ochotonidae.